AAAAGUUUCAGUUGCAGUUGCAUUUAUAUCACACACAAACAGAUCUAGAGAGGAUGGCUUGUGUAGCUGUAGCUUCUCUUCUGAGAACAAUAGAGCUUGAGUUCUUACAAUAUCACCCUCGUCCACUUGUACAGUACAAUCAUCUCAUCCCUUUCAACAAAGAAUUGAUCCAAUCUUUCCACCAAAAGCUUGGAUUUCUCAUAAGUCAGCACGAUGAGGAAAGAAUCGAUGGUGUUGAAGCAGUUAAACGCUUGGAAACCAAGCUCAGGGAUUUAGCUUACAGAGUGGAAGAUGAAAUCGAAAUCCUAGUAGCACAUCUUUAUGAUGAAGAGGUCGAUGAUGAAUAUUUAGAUGGAAUAGCAGAUCUCUUUGUGGAAGAGGAAGAUGAACUCCGAGUAGAAGAUCUGUAUGUGGAAAAACCACAGAGGGACACAGAUGCGGAGAAGACUCAGCCUUGUGUGAAACUUGGUCAAGUUUUUCAAACUGCAAUGGAAGAAAUUGAAGUCAUCAAGGAAGAGUUGGUAAAAAUCAAGACAGAAGGAAGAAAGACAGCCCAUGAUGUUCUACAAAGGUCUCAAGUUAUUUCCUCCCAGCAUGCUUCACACUCCAAGGAAGAAAUGGUCGGGAAAAAAGACGAGUUUGAGAUAAUCAAGAAGCUGCUAAUUGAACUUGGAUCUAAGGAAAAAAAAGUUGUACCAAUUAUAGGUAUGGGAGGAAUCGGUAAGACAACUUUAGCCAGACAAGUUUAUGAAGAUGCAUCAGUUUCUAUCCACUUUGACGUGCGAGGCUGGGUUGUUGCAUCACAGCUUCACAAUAAGAGGCAAAUGCUUGUAAGUCUUCUUAAUUCAAUUUCCAAACAAGGCAACCUAGAAAACUCCACUGAUGAGGAUGUUGCUUUAAAACUCUACCAAUGUUUAAAGCGUCAAAGGUACAUGGUUGUGGUUGAUGAUGUGUGGAGUGGUGAGGCAUGGGAUGAUGUUAGCAAUUGCUUUCCUGAUGAUGGAAAUGGGAGUCGAGUAUUGUUAACUACUCGCCACGCAGUUGUGGCAAAUUAUACUAGCUUUGACAAUGACUUUUCUCAUCAUAUGCAAUUAUUGGAUCAAACUGAUAGUUGGAAUUUAUUUUGUGAAAAGGCAGGCAUAUCUAGUGGUGCUGAAUUUGAGAUAAUCGGGAGGCCAAUUGUUGAAAAAUGCAAAGGAUUGCCUCUUGCAAUAACUGUGGUUGCCGGGCUGUUCUCCAAACUCAACACACUAAAUGAGUGGGAGAGUAUUGCAAAAGCUCUAGAUUCUUCUACAACAACAACUAUUGCGGCAACAUGUUCAAAAAUACUUUCUCUGAGCUACCAUCACUUGCCUCACCACUUAAAGGCAUGCUUUUUAUAUUUAGGGAUUUUUCCAGAAGAUAGGGAGAUCAAAGCUAAUGAGCUUUCAAGGUUAUGGUCUGCGGAAGGACUUGUAAAGGCAUCCAAGAAUGAAAACUUUGAUGUAGUGGCUAAAAGGUAUAUUCAAGAACUUAUGGAUUGAAACCUAAUUCUUGUGAGCAAGUGGAGUUGUUGUGGAAGAAAAAUCAAAGUGUUUGGGAUGCAUGAUUUAUUGCAUGCCUUUUGUGUGAAAGAAGCUCAAAAGGAGAACCUUCUGCAUGUUAUUGGAGAAAGUGGUUCAGAUUUUCCUCAAAGAUGCUUCCGUUGGGUAAGCAUACAAUCAUCAAAUUUUGAUGCGUCUACACUAUCUUAUUCAUCAAGAAGCUGUCGGUCCAUCUUCUGUUUUUCAGAAUGCAGAAGCUUAAAUAUGAAACAGUUCAAGCUA
Molecule: messenger RNA, 1805 nt
Organism: Ipomoea nil (Japanese morning glory)
Lineage: Eukaryota; Viridiplantae; Streptophyta; Magnoliopsida; Solanales; Convolvulaceae
Product: putative late blight resistance protein homolog R1C-3
Exons: 2
Coding region: 54-1523 (489 amino acids)
Biological process (GO): defense response to other organism
Molecular function (GO): ADP binding
Source: RefSeq, a predicted model, not a curated record